This is a messenger RNA of Spodoptera exigua (beet armyworm), 2029 nucleotides long. NCBI's taxonomy places the organism in Eukaryota, Metazoa, Arthropoda, Insecta, Lepidoptera, Noctuidae. The record is from the annotation of a GenBank genome assembly.
CAUACAGGAGCAGACAGGAGCCGGCUAUGAAAAAAAACGUUUUGCGAAAUUGAAAUGGAGUUAUUUUGAGUUGCGCCUUGCGAGUGCAUGGACUGCAAAUAUAGUAAGAGUGAAGGAGUAAAGUAAUAAAUUAUUGAUCGAGUGAUUCUGCACCUGCGUACCACACCUGUCUAUUGUAUAUGUGAUAUUUCACACCGAUUUGUAAUUAAAUUGUCUAAAAGUGAAAAACAACAUACAACAUGCCUAAAAAACCGCCAAGGAAUGCUUACUAUUUCUUCAUGCAUGAUUUCAAAGAGGAACAAAGGCUAAAGGGAAUCAACUAUGCGACCUUAGCUGAUGUCGCGAAAGCUGCCGAUCCAGUUUGGAGGAGUUCACCUCCUUCAGUAAGAGCCAAGUAUGAGGAAAUUGCGAAAAGGGCGAAGGACAAGCAUAAUGUGCCUGUUGCAAAGUUUGCGUCCACUGGGGUGCCGUUGGCUGUGAUCGAACAACAAGAAAAGGAAAAGCUUGAGGCAUUGGAAAAUGAGAUUCAAGAUAUUAAAAAUAUCGUCAAAACUAAGGCCUUUAAUAAGGAUAUCCUCGAGGAAUACUUCUAUUUAAUAGAUGUAAACUACUACUGUAAAUGGGACAACAAAUAUUUGAUUGGUGAGAGCACCGUGCUGCGUUUCAACCUGCGGGAUGGAAUCCGGGAUUACUACCCAGAAUUGAUCAAUCCUGGGCAGAUACCGAUUGGGUACGCCUCCGACGUUAAAGAGGGUUGUGCAGAAUUUGGCCUGGAGAUGCCUGAUGAGGACUCGCCUAGCAACAUGAUGGAUAUCCUCGCGAAUAUCAUAGAUUUCCUCAAGCAGAAGGACCUGAAGUCGUUGGCUUUACCGCCACUGUUCACAAUGCCAGACAAAGUGCUGCCUUGUAAGAACUUCCUCCAACAAAUGUGCCACAAAGCUAAUGAGGAUGAAAUGAUCUUCCGAGUGUACCGUCUGGACACGUUGUUCUUUCACCUGAUCAAUAGCAUCAAGGCGAAUAAGGAAGAGGGGUUCCCCAAGGAGUCUCUCGCGCUCGUGCAACUCAAAAAAGAUCCUUUCAAGUAUACCCCGGAACUGGCUUGCAAGCACCAUGAGGACAACGGCAAGGCCAUAGAGUGCACGGACUCUCGCACCUUCCGCUGGGCCUACACCGUACUCGACAGCUGCUGCCCCGUCGCCGGCAUCGAGGCCUGUCCUGGGAGACACGUGCCCGGGAACUUGGACAUCGAUCGCAUCUUGAAAUUCAAGGAAGUGAGGACAGUUCGUGCUGUGCCCAGAGUAGCUGGAUUUGGUGCGGCAUCAUCGUCCUGCAACACAUCGGCCCACGAAUCUACGUGGGAAGGCAACCUGAGCUAUGCAGCGUCUGCCGUCAGUGAGCCGUCGGGAGCUUGGGGCCACGCCUCGGGCGGUGAACCGUCCAGAGCCUGGGGACAACCUUCCGGUAGCGGUAUUGAUCAGGACCCUGAUCGCGAAUCUGGGAGACGAGAGCGACGUACACACGCCCCUAUGCGAAUGCCGCAGGCUGAUUAUUCCCGGAACAUCCGACCGGCUCCCGAAUUGACGGAGGAAGAUUUUCCAGCUCUCACUUCAGGCCUUGGACGUGGUCGCGGUCUAGCCGGCAGCUUCGGAAGGAUGAACAUAAAUAAAAAAUAAAGCGUUUAAUGCCAUUCAAUUUUCUACUCUAUUAUUAUUGUGUAAUGAAUCUUAUUUACUUUGUAAGUAUAGUGUUGUCAGAUGGGCUACGUUACUUCACAUAGGCGGAAAUAAAAAUGACGACAAAUUUACUUAUGUACCCAUUUAGUAUAUAUAUACACUUUGGCUGUACGAGCUAUGGACAAUGACUAUGUAAGCCUAUUAUUUGUUUAUAAUAUAAAUUCCUUAAAAAUAUGUACAACUUUCCUACCUCACAACUUUUGACCAAAACUGCUUUAAUAUCUACUAUAUAAUCUAUUGAAAAAUUGCUAAUAUUAUACAGAAAGAAAUUUCUUCUAUUAUACCAGUUCGUUUAA